Messenger RNA from Penaeus monodon (black tiger shrimp), 3439 nucleotides. Its product is annotated as keratin, type I cytoskeletal 9-like. The record is from RefSeq and is a predicted model, not a curated record. The coding region runs from base 1 to 2376 and encodes 791 amino acids. NCBI's taxonomy places the organism in Eukaryota, Metazoa, Arthropoda, Malacostraca, Decapoda, Penaeidae. The transcript has 3 exons.
AUGUCGAGCGAGCCGAGAAGCCCCGAGUUCCAGGGUAGCUCUUGUGGCACAAGACUUAUUGAUUUGUUGCUGCUGCGUUACGGACAAGGUGUGAGUUUGGCAAAAUCUCAAAAACGAGUGUGUGGAGUGAACAUUCUUUCUAUAAACGCAUCUAUUGGGCAUAUCAUGCCCAAGGAGCAGAGUGAUGGCGGAGGAGGUUCUGAUGGCGGAGGAGGUUCUGACGGCGGAGGAGAUUCUGACGGCGGAGGAGGUUCUGAUGGCGGAGGAGGUUCUGAUGGCGGAGGAGGUUCUGACGGCGGAGGAGGUUCUGACGGCGGAGGAGGUUCUGAUGGCGGAGGAGGUUCUGACGGCGGAGGAGGUUCUGACGGCGGAGGAGGUUCUGAUGGCGGAGGAGGUUCUGAUGGCGGAGGAGGUUCUGAUGGCGGAGGAGGUUCUGAUGGCGGAGGAGGUUCUGACGGCGGAGGAGGUUCUGACGGCGGAGGAGGUUCUGACGGCGGAGGAGAUACAGGAGGCGGAGGUUCAGGCACAGGAGGAGAUACAGGUGGAGGAGGUUCAGGCACAGGAGGAGAUACAGGUGGAGGAGGUUCAGGAACAGGAGGAGAUACAGGUGGAGGAGGUUCAGGCACAGGAGGCGGAAGUUCAGGCACAGGAGGAGAUACAGGUGGAGGAGGUUCAGGCACAGGAGGAGAUACAGGUGGAGGAGGUUCAGACACAGGAGGAGAUACAGGAGGCGGAGGUUCAGGCACAGGAGGAGAUACAGGUGGAGGAGGUUCAGGCACAGGAGGAGAUACAGGAGGCGGAGGUUCAGACACAGGAGGAGAUACAGGAGGCGGAGGUUCAGGCACAGGAGGAGAUACAGGUGGAGGAGGUUCAGGCACGGAGGAGGAGAUACAGGUGGCGGAGGUUCAGGCACAGGAGGAGAUACAGGAGGCGGAGGUUCAGGCACAGAAGGAGGUACAGGUGGAGGAGGUUCAGGCACAGGAGGAGAUACAGGUGGAGGAGGUUCAGGCACAGGAGGAGAUACAGGUGGAGGAGGUUCAGGCACAGGAGGAGAUACAGGUGGAGGAGGUUCAGGAACAGGAGGAGAUACAGGUGGAGGAGGUUCAGGCACAGGAGGAGAUACAGGUGGAGGAGGAGAUACAGGAGGCGGAGGUUCAGGCACAGGAGGAGAUACAGGAGGCGGAGGUUCAGGCACAGGAGGAGAUACAGGAGGCGGAGGUUCAGGCACAGGAGGAGAUACAGGUGGAGGAGGUUCAGGCACAGGAGGAGAUACAAGUGGAGGAGGUUCAGGCACAGGAGGAGAUACAGGAGGUUCAGGCACAGGAGGAGAUACAAGUGGAGGAGGUUCAGGAACAGGAGGAGAUACAGGAGGUUCAGGCACAGGAGGAGAUACAAGUGGAGGAGGUUCAGGCACAGGAGGAGAUACAGGAGGUUCAGGAACAGGAGGAGAUACAGGAGGUUCAGGCACAGGAGGUUCAGGCACAGGAGGAGAUACAAGUGGAGGAGGUUCAGGCACAGGAGGAGAUACAGGAGGUUCAGGAACAGGAGGAGAUACAAGUGGAGGAGGUUCAGGCACAGGAGGAGAUACAGGAGGUACAGGCACAGGAGGUUCAGGCACAGGAGGAGAUACAGGAGGUACAGGCACAGGAGGUUCUGGCACAGGAGGAGAUACAGGAGGUUCAGGCACAGGAGGAGAUACAAGUGGAGGAGGUUCAGGCACAGGAGGAGAUACAAGUGGAGGAGGUUCAGGCACAGGAGGAGAUACAAGUGGAGGAGGUUCAGGCACAGGAGGUACAAGUGGAGGAGGUUCAGGCACAGGAGGAGAUACAGGAGGUUCAGGCACAGGAGGUUCAGGCACAGGAGGAGAUACAAGUGGAGGAGGUUCAGGCACAGGAGAUACAGGAGGUUCAGGCACAGGAGGAGAUACAGGAGGUUCAGGCACAGGAGAUACAGGAGGUUCAGGCACAGGAGGUUCAGGCACAGGAGGAGAUACAGGAGGCGGAGGUUCAGGCACAGGAGGAGAUACAAGUGGAGGAGGUUCAGGCACAGGAGAUACAGGAGGUUCAGGCACAGGGGGAGAUACAGGAGGUUCAGGCACAGGAGGAGAUACAAGUGGAGGAGGUUCAGGCACAGGAGGAGAUACAGGAGGUUCAGGCACAGGAGGAGAUACAGGAGGUUCAGGCACAGGAGGAGAUACAAGUGGAGGAGGUUCAGGCACAGGAGGAGAUACAGGAGGUUCAGGCACGGGCGGGGAUGCUACUGGUGGAGAAGGUUGAGUUACUGAGGGAGUUUAAGUUGUUGGAGGAAGUUCAAUAUCAAUGUAUGAUAAUACCGAAUCCAAAAAAGAAUAUUUCAAACUUGUUAAAAUCAUUAUGAAUAAAUGUAAUACAGGAAACAUGUCUGUCCAUAUAAUAUCGAGAAAAUAAAGGUAAUAUUUUGAGACAAAAUGAAAUCCCAUGAUUAGAUUCAUAAAAACAUGAAAACGAUGAAGCGGAAAGGUGAUCAGCGUCAUCUGUUGAUUGCAUUAAAGAAUUAUUACGAUUACGAAAUUAUAGAACUCGUCCUAAUAUACCUCAAAAACUCCUCUAAAUAUACCUCAAGGAGACUACAUGAAAGCAAAGUCUGUACUUAAGUAUAACCCAGUCCAUGUGGAAGGAAAUGAGUUUGGUUUAAAGAUCAUGGCGUUCUGUUAAUCGUUAAUUAACUUAGCUUAUUUGUUGAUAAGACUGUUAAUGAUAUAUAGGCCUACAUUUUCAUUCAAUAUACAGGCCUAAGUUAAUAGGCAAUCGUGUGAAGUUGUAUACAAUCCUGAUAACCUAUAGUCCAGACGUAUAUUUGAACACGUAUAUAUGCAUUUUUAGCACACUGUUUGCGAAAUAGUUUUUAGAUAUUCUGUAACUACAGAUACAGGAGGUUCAUAUGGUUGUCUCCCAUAUUCAGUGGAAGAUAAAAUUCAACCGAAGUGUUGCUAAGAUAAGCAACUGUUGCGCGAUUUUCGUGAGACAGUUGCGCAAUAGACUACGGACAAAGCUAUAUACGUAGGCCUGAUUUUUUUUUUCUGAGAAAUCCCGAGAGACACAAGAGACUGUGUGACUUUGUAUAGUGAUGGUAUGUGUGAAACAUACAUGAUGAUGUUACUGAUUAUUACUGUAUUAUUGCCAUUUUUCUAUACAGCUUAAUUCUAUACAUGGACUGGGCAUUAGUGGUGUCACUGAUGAUAAUACGGUUUUAUCACUUAUGAAGUGCGACAUUUGUGAUGUUAACUGUUAUAGUUGUUGCUGUUAUUCUUGAUAUUGUACUAUUUCCAAAUAACGAAAAAUGACUGUAUGUUUUGGUUUUUAUUAUCAGCACUGUUAAAAUUGGCAAUAACCAUUAUCAUUUUGCUAUUAUAACUGUCGUUAGUAUGUUCUCUUCAUAAUUGUUAUGAUUAUUGUAUUUG